This is a messenger RNA of Rhodotorula toruloides NP11, 942 nucleotides long. RefSeq names its product DNA-binding protein. The record is from RefSeq and is a predicted model, not a curated record. Gene Ontology annotation, molecular function: protein binding. Lineage: Eukaryota; Fungi; Basidiomycota; Microbotryomycetes; Sporidiobolales; Sporidiobolaceae. The transcript has 7 exons. Bases 1 to 942 code for a protein of 313 amino acids.
AUGUCAGACAAAGAGACUCUCCUCUCCAUGGGCUUUGCCGAAGCGCAGGUCACCAAAGCGCUCCGCGCGACGAAGAACAGUGGUCUCUCGCCCGCACUCGACUACUUGGAGAAGCAUGCGGACGAGGGAGAGGAGUUCUGGGCUGAGCCGGUCGAGGGCGAGGAGGAGGGAGUGGUCGAUCUCGAGGCGAAGAGCUUGAAGUGCUCAGAAUGCGGCAAGCUCUUCCGCAAUCAGGCACUCGCGCAGUACCACUCGACGAAGAGCGGGCAUACCGAGUUCGAGGAGUCGACCGAGGAGUUGAAGCCGUUGACGGAGGAGGAAAAGGCGCAGAAGUUGGCUGAGCUCCGUGCACGCAUGGAGGAGAAGCGCAAAGCCCAAGCGAAACUCGAUGCGGAAGAAGCGCGCAGGAACGAGGAGAUCCGUCGCAAGUCGGGCAAGGAUGAGGCAGCGGCCAAGGCCGAUUUGCAGCUUAGGGAGGCGGAGAAGCAGGCUGCGUUGCGCAAGAAGGAGAAAGCCGAUGAGCUCGCCGCCCGCAAGCGCAUCAAGGAGCAAAUUGAGGCGGACAAGCGCGCCCGUGCCGAGAAGACCGCUCGCGAGAAGGCCCUUCGCGAAGGCCGCAACCCGGACGCCGCCGUCUCCGCUCUCUCCUCCGGCUCCUCCGCACCCGCACCCGCAGCGCCCGCGCCGACCGCAUCCGGCGAGAAGAAGACGUACGAUAACGCGAGGUUGCAGAUUCGUGUGCCCGAGGGUGCGCCGCUCGUGCAUUCGUUGCCGGCGACGAGCUCGUUGCGCGAGGUGGUCGAGUGGGUCAAGGGACAGACGGGGAUGGACAGCGUGACGUUGACGUGCUCUUUCCCGAGGAAGACCUACGGCGGAUCUGACCUCGACAAAGACCUCAAAACGCUCAACCUCGUUCCUUCGGCCGUCCUCCUCGCGCAGUAG